AUGUGGUACCCGCCCGACGUGUCUAUCGCCCGGUCGAGCUUCUCCUCCUCGGAAACCUCAGUAGCAUCCCACUCCCCCGCCUCUUCUGGCGAAGCCGUGGGGUCGUCCAUGCAGCCCCUCCCCCCGAUAACGUGGUACCCACCUAGCACUGCAUUCAUCGUUCUACCGGGCCCCCGCUCGUUCGAAAAUCCGGCAAUUGUCCCCUACUUUGCCUUUCCUGAAACCGGAGGACCGAUCCCCGUCAACCAAAUAACUCAGCCCGUGGCGCCAUACAAUCCCCAUCAGGUGUCGCAUCUGAAUGGCUUUAAUCUGUUCGCUGCGCCCGGCCAGCCUCCCGUGUCGAGCAUGUCAGGCGGCCUACAAUACGGGUAUUCACCUGAGAAUCACCAGCGGCAGGCGCAAUCUUCAUCGUGGACACUGCAGUCGACACCACCUGCCGACCUGUCUAGUCAUGCGCCUCCCGUCUGGGGCGACAACGGGUCCGUCUAUGGCGGUGGCCCAUGGUUCAACCAAGAUCGGUUAUUGGCUGAUGUGUAUUAA
Messenger RNA from Peniophora sp. CBMAI 1063, 540 nucleotides. The record is from the annotation of a GenBank genome assembly. Lineage: Eukaryota; Fungi; Basidiomycota; Agaricomycetes; Russulales; Peniophoraceae.